Penicillium coprophilum is the source of this 1422-nucleotide messenger RNA. RefSeq lists its product as uncharacterized. The record is from RefSeq and is a predicted model, not a curated record. The coding region runs from base 1 to 1422 and encodes 473 amino acids. The transcript has 3 exons. Lineage: Eukaryota; Fungi; Ascomycota; Eurotiomycetes; Eurotiales; Aspergillaceae.
AUGCCGCCUGUCACCAAUGGUCAGUUCUCCUUCAACGUCGACACAUUCUAUGUCGCCACGUCUGGAGGACAGAUCCACCGCCGUGCAGCGCCGGCUGAGAUAAAAGCCCUUUACGAUACAUCGACUACAGACAAAAGCACACCCGACCACCCAGGUCAUUGGUAUGAAGCACAGCUCCUUCACUAUGGUCUCCCACCAUCAAAGGUCAAGGCGACUGCCAAGAUGAGACUCUUGAAAGCUGUGCAAAACGGCGGCCUGAGUGUUCCCGAGGAAAGCCUACAAAUCGAAAAGAAUCUGAAAAAGGAAUGGAAGAAACAGGAUUCAAAUGACCAAGCACAGGUCAAUACCAAGAUCACGACGACGAAGACUGUUACCACCAAGACUAUUACAGUUUCCAAGACUACUGCGUCCAAGACCCCUGAGAGCAAGACUACUGCAUCUAAAGGUGUGAAUAAACCUACAUUGCCCAAGGCUGCUGCCAAAACCUCAGCUGUUAAAUCCGCGGCUACCAAAACUGCUACGCCCAAGGUCGCUCUUACCAAGAAAGAUACCGCACCCAAGACCGUUGCCCCCAAACCCACUGCAGCUAAAUCUACAGCGGCCAAACUUGCCACGAUUAAAGCUGCUCUUGAAGCUGCAAAACCUGCUUCGAUCAAGGCUGCUGCUAAAUCCGCUGGUGGGAAGUCCGCGGCUGCUAAGCCUACAACGCCUAAGGCUGCCCCAGGCAAGAGAAAGAGGGCCUCGGACGACGAGACACCUGAUCAACCGCAGAUCGCCAAACGUCGCGUGAAUAGCAAAAAGGCACAAGACAACGCGAAUGCGUCCAAAAACAGGCACUACAAAUCGAGCGGGUGGUCUGAGCAGCCUGAGCACCUCGAUGCACCUCCCUCGUACGAAUCCGCCUGCAGAACGGGCGGAGGAGAUUCUUUUGAUUCCCUUUUCGAUGUGAGCGAGGAUUUUGGCCAUCAUAGGGAGCCCGACACGAACGCAGAUCCACCAUCUCCGCCCCGAGCCCUGAAGAAAACCCUGGGCAUGCUCAACGGGACGUACAAAGACUCACGUUAUCUCUCCGCCUCAAUGGAACGGAGAUAUGGGGGGGCAUAUGAAUUCGGAGCGUUUGAGGGUGUAUUGUGGAUGCCAGAACGACCUAUGAAGUCUUCGUUUGACAGAGUCCCGUUUAAAUGGCGUGGGCGGGAGACCGGUGAGGGUGAAAUGAGCUAUGAAGACGACCAAGAGGGUUGGAUUGAGUUCCUGGGCGAUGGUGAUAUUGUUGGGAUGAUCAGCUGCUAUGGAGAUCUCCAUUUUCGAGGCCAACGGAUCGAUAGCUCUGUCCGAACAGCAAGUGAUCUGCGUAGCGAAUGGGAUGGCUACAAUGACGAAGCUUGGGCAGAGGAGAACAGGCGCCGAUGGGGUGGGUGGUAA